This is a messenger RNA of Pygocentrus nattereri (red-bellied piranha), 4391 nucleotides long. It is a transcript of the gene trpv4, whose product is annotated as transient receptor potential cation channel, subfamily V, member 4. Gene Ontology annotation, biological process: osmosensory signaling pathway; calcium ion import across plasma membrane; actin filament organization. Gene Ontology annotation, cellular component: cilium; membrane. Gene Ontology annotation, molecular function: protein binding; calcium channel activity. NCBI's taxonomy places the organism in Eukaryota, Metazoa, Chordata, Actinopteri, Characiformes, Serrasalmidae. Bases 308 to 2929 code for a protein of 873 amino acids. The record is from RefSeq and is a predicted model, not a curated record. The transcript has 17 exons.
CUCCCUGAGAGAAAGCCGAGCUGCUCGGCCCGCCUUCAGCCUGUCCCCUCAGGAUGGCUGGACGGUGCAGGUCAGUCCCGAAGACCAGCGAAACUCCUCCGCAGUGACCGGAAACACACUGAACCGGAUUAAACCGCGAUUCGGAUCAUCUGAGCGGCUUCAGUCCAGCCCGUCAGCGCGGUCCGGAUCAGCUGCCGCGCCGCUCCGCUCCGCUCCGUUCAGUCCAGACCUUCAAGUGACGUCCUCCCCACCCCAUCCCCCCCGACACCCCUGAAGAGGAAUUUGGCACCAGUACAGUACUCGAGGGAUGAAUGAGGUUUCCUCUACACUACUACGGCGGUACCGCCUGGCCAGGACUGACACAGACAACUCUGUGUCUAAUGCGGCAGGAGCCUCCAGUCAGGACACGGCCGAGUCCCGGGACGGCUCGGGAGACGGAGACCCCGCCUUCCCUCUGUCCUCUCUGGCAGGGCUGCUGGAGGGAGAGGAGGGUUCCCCUCCAGCUCCGGACCCUGUCCGGCCCACCGGGCCACCGCAUGCAGAUGGAAAACAGAACCUUCGUAUCAAGUUCCACGGAGCUUUUAAGAAGGGCAUCUCAAACCCGAUGGACCUGCUGGAGUCCACCAUAUAUGAGUCCCCUGUGGCUCCGGGGCCCAAAAAGGCCCCCAUGGACUCCCUUUUCGACUACGGCACAUACCGGGCAAACAACAACCAAAAACGCCGCAGGAAGAAGCUCCCACGAGGGAAGACUGAGAACGAGGCUUCUUGUGACGAGGGCUCGACUGAUCCCCCAAAGGUUCUGAAGGAGUUUAGCCGCUUCAUGCUGUUCGACGCUGUGUCCCGAGCGGACCCCAGCUCUCUGGAUGGCCUGCUGCAGUACCUGCAGGCUCAAGACAAGAGGCUAACAGACGAGGAGUUCAGAGAGCUGUCCACGGGGAAGACUUGUCUACCUAAAGCUCUCCUGAACCUGUACGGUGGGAAGAACGACACCAUCCCCCUGCUGGUGGACAUCGCCGAGCAGAUGGGAAACCUGCGCGAGUUCAUCAACACGCCCUUUAGAGACGUCUAUUAUCGCGGUCAGACGGCGCUGCACAUUGCCAUAGAGCGGCGCUGUAAGCAGUACGCCGAGCUGCUGGUGGAGAAAGGAGCGGAUGUCCACGCUCAGGCCCGUGGACGUUUCUUCCAGCCCAGAGACGAGGGAGGAUACUUCUACUUCGGUGAGCUGCCGCUCUCUCUGGCCGCCUGCACUAAUCAGCCAGACAUGGUGCACUACCUGACGGAGAACAGCCAUAAGAAGGCGGACCUGCGGCGCCAGGACUCGCGGGGGAACACGGUGCUGCACGCGCUGGUGCACAUCGCAGACAACACGCGCGACAACACGCGCUUCCUCACCAAGAUGUACGACCUGCUGCUCAUCAAGUGUGCCAAAGUUUACCCAGACUGCAACCUGGAGGAGGUGCUCAACAACGACGGCAUGUCCCCCCUCAUGAUGGCCGCCAAGCUGGGCAAAAUCGGGGUGUUCCAGCACAUCAUCCGGAGGGAGAUAAAGGACGAGGAGGCUCGUCACCUGUGCCGCAAGUUUAAAGACUGGGCUUAUGGACCCGUUUACUCCUCGCUCUACGACCUGUCCUCUCUGGACACCUGCGGGGAGGAAGUGUCGGUGCUGGAGAUCCUCGUCUACAACAGCAGGAUCGAGAACUGCCACGAGAUGCUGGCCGUGGAGCCCAUCAAUGAGCUGCUGAGGGCCAAGUGGCAGAAGUUUGGAGCCGUGACCUUCUACAUCAGCGUGGUUUCCUACCUCAUUACCAUGAUCAUCUUCACCCUCGUCGCCUACUACCGCCCCUCAGAGGGCACGCCUCCGUAUCCGUAUGUAACCACGGGAGACAAACUGCGUUUGGCUGGAGAGAUCAUCACCUUCGCCUCCGGAGUCUUUUUCUUCUUAACUAAUGUUAAGGACCUGUUCCUGAAGAAGUGCCCGGGGGUGAAUUCGUUAUUUAUUGAUGGAUCCUUUCAACUCCUCUACUUCAUCUACUCGGUGCUCGUGCUGGUGACGGCAGCUCUUUACCUGUCAGGAAUCCAGGCCUACGUUAGCGUGAUGGUGUUUGCAUUAGUAUUGGGCUGGAUGAACACGCUGUACUUCACCAGAGGACUCAAACUCACUGGAACCUACAGCAUCAUGAUCCAGAAGAUUCUCUUCAAAGAUCUCUUCCGCUUCCUGCUGGUCUACGUUCUCUUCAUGAUUGGCUAUGCCUCAGCUUUGGUGUCCUUGCUGACCGUCUGUCCCACCAACAGCACGAUCUGCGCUGUCGACUGCCCCGCUAGCUUGCAUUGCCGCGACACCGUCGCCUUCAGUGUCUUCCUGCUGGACCUGUUCAAGCUGACCAUUGGUACAGGCGACCUGGACGACCUUUUGCAGGGUGCACAGUACCCCGCGGUCUUUCUCAUCCUAGUGGUCACCUACAUCAUCCUCACCUUCGUCCUGCUGUUGAACAUGCUGAUCGCUCUCAUGGGGGAGACGGUCAGCCAGGUGUCCAAGGAGAGCAAGAAGAUCUGGAAGCUACAGUGGGCUACAACCAUCCUGGACAUCGAGCGCUCCUUCCCUGUGUGCCUGCGCAGGUCCUUCCGCGUGGGUGAGAUGGUGACGGUGGGCAAGAACUGGGAUGGGACGCCUGACAAACGCUGGUGCUUCAGGGUGGACGAGGUGAAGUGGUCUCACUGGAACCAGAACUUGGGAAUUAUUAACGAAGAUCCAGGACAGAAAGAGCUAAACCACAAUGAAAACGCACAGACCGGGAAAGGACUGAGGAGAGACCGGUGGUCCACAGUGGUCCCACGGGUGGUGGAGCUGAGUAAAGGCACCAGAUCUAGAGACCAUGUGGUGGAGAUGGAACCCCUCAGCCCCAGAAACAGACUCCGAUCUGAGAGCUAACCAGGGGUCCAAACCCGGGACAGUCGUUCAACAGAGACUCACAGAUGCCACGCAGAGGCCACUCAGCAGGGGGGGGACCAAAUCAACUCCAAUCACUACACAGAGAACAUGACUAGGGGUCCGGAUCUGCUCUGAUUGGCCCGUUCAUGUGAACAGCACAGACUGCACGAAUCUACUCUCAUAAACUGCACAGGAAAGGAAGCACGAGUCACCUCUGAUUGGUCACGUCACAUAAACAGCGCAUAAACAAGUCCACAUCUGCUGCGGUCAAGCUUUAGAGGGUCACUGUAAGAAAACGUACUUCCAAAACGAAACUUUUAGACGUGGAAGCUUCUUCACUUUAUCCCAAGUAAUGUUGGACCAUUUCCGUUGGUCCGUUUAUCAUGAAACAUUCUAGGACGUGAAAAUAUCAGGAGGACAUGUUGCAAUAUUAUGUUUUCAUGAUAAAUCGGUGGUUCCUAAGUCAGACCUGGAGACCUCAUGCUCAGUAAACGAGGAGCUUCUAAUAAGUUACUUUAAAUAGACGGACUUCGAUAACUCCUGUAGUUAAAUAUCGCAGUAUUUUUCCCAGAUGGUUUCCUGAAUGGAGCUCAUCACUCUAGCAGUGCAAACUGUGUUCAGUAUUCCUGUUAACACAGUUGUAUUCCUUUAAAGCAAUGGUUUGACAAAAAAUCAGAUAUCCACAAUUUCCUCCCAAGCCCAGAUGUAGUCAAUCAGUCGAGACAUCUUUGUUGUUCAAAUUUAGCUUCUUUAGUUUAGUCCCGGCACUGCAAGGCUAAUGUCGCUAACAAACACUAGAAGUCAAUAGUCACCCAAAGUUGUUUUUGUAAAUGCAUUCCCAAAAUUUCUCUCAACUCACUCAAAACCGUCAGCAGGAGUUCAUCGUCCGUGUAACCCUAGUGGAGGCCUGAAUGCAGAACAUUUGGGUGACUAUGGGCUCCAAGUAUAAGCAGUAUUAGCCUCAGAGCUCCAGUACUAAGCUAAAGCAGCACAAUUUGGAACUGUUAGUCUAGAUUUGGAGAAAGUGUAAAAUUGCGGAAAUUUGAAAAAUUGUCGCCAGAGCAUUCCUUUAAAAAGCAAUAUACUGGGUGCCUUAUGAUGUUUAUAUAAUGUAAAAGGGCAUCUAGCGCUUUCAAAUAUUGGGAAAAAUGAUAAAACUAUAGCCACUUUUCCAGACCUAGAUUAAGGCUAAUCCCAGUCUACUAAGCAUUCACUAUAGGCUUUGUAGAUUUGUCCAAGACGAGGCUAAAUUCAUGUCCGGUAAAUGAAUAGCCCUAGUGAUGAUAAACAGCCCAGAUGGACACUGCUGUACUGUUGGGUGACAGACCGGUUUGAUCUACCAAGUGACCUGACCAAAAGAGCUCUCGCCUCGCCCACUGAGGGCAGGACAGUCACUUCAACGCUAAUGGGCGCAUAAGUACCUUUGAGCUGCAUGCAUUUUUUUAUUAGACAUUUUCAACAG